Molecule: messenger RNA, 1743 nt
Organism: Plasmodium coatneyi
Lineage: Eukaryota; Apicomplexa; Aconoidasida; Haemosporida; Plasmodiidae
Exons: 1
Coding region: 1-1743 (580 amino acids)
Source: RefSeq, a predicted model, not a curated record
AUGAAGGGGUCUGGUCUCCCCCAAAAGAGUUACCACUUGGUUCAUUUGGGCAGGGUGAACCUGUGUGUUUGCCCCUAUUCCCCCCCCUCCGAUGUGAUAAUACUAAGCGGGAAGAACAGAACAACGAAUGGCACGAUGAAGCGAAUGAGCAGAUGCGGUCGAGUAGGAAGGAGAAAAAAAGGGGUCCUAGUAGGUUAUGACCGGAUGAGCAGUAAGUACCACAUUAGAAGUGAGCCGUUGUUAAGCAACAUAGACAGGUACACGUCAUUGGUAGAAGGAGCUCGAAGCAGGUAUGCAAAGUCAAUCAUUUUACAAAAGGAGAGUAGUCUCCUCCUGAAGGAAGUCAUCCAUUGGGGUUGCAAAAACGAAGAGGUUAACAAAGCGUUUCUCCGUCUGGUGAAGAAUUCCCUACAGUGGAAUGCACUUAACAUUGGAAGUUUGUUCAAUUUGGUCCAUUUUUACUUUACAAGAAUGGAGCAGCGUGGGUCCAAGUUGGGAGGGUCCCCAUCCGAGCAGAAACGGACGCGGGAAGAGAGGAGUUGCCUUCUAUAUAGCCGCCUCCUGCACGCCAUUUUGGUGCAUAUCUGUAGGGGCCAGUUUAGUAGAGAAAAAGCAGCCAUACUGAAGGGAAAGCCGAAAGGAAGAAACGUAAGAGCAGUUUUUUUUUCCCUCUUUAGGGGAGAGGAGAAAAAGGACACUUUUCAGAUGAGGCUGGUCAGACGUAUUCGGGACAGUUGCAAUACCAUCCCCUGUAUCAGUGACCAAACGUUUAUAAUACUUUGUCUGGAGAACGUGCACAUGCUAUGUGUGGCCAGCUACAGAGUAGGGUUCAUGCGUGACGUUUUUUAUUACUCCAAUUUGCUGCUUCACCUUUUGCAGCUACGUAGCUUGAGUGGCCUUUUGAAGGCCAACCAUUUUUCCCUUUCCGCUAGCUUGUGCAUGGCCAAGGCGGCUUGCUUCGUGCUGGCUGGAUCAGGUGACCGACGGAUUCACCACGUGAUGGGGCUGGGCGAAUUGCAAAGCGCACAAAACGGAAUAGAGACGAAAGGCCCGACCAAGGGGGUGCUGAACCUUGAGACGGACGACACUUGCUCCACCAGAUGCUCUACAGAUUAUUCAGAGGAGGAGGGACAAACACUGCUACAAUAUGAGGAACGGUUUUUAUCCUUCCUGUUAAGCGAAGAGGAGACAACCAUGAGGGCGAAGCACGUGGUUGAGCAGGACUACAUCCUUCAAAAGCACGUGCACCACCCACUGUCAUCAGUUGUAAGCAAAUUAAACCUCUGCAUAAGUCACUGUCUCACAUAUCGACAGUACCACUCCUUGGCGGAACUUUUAGUGUGGAGGGCCCGGCUAUUUUACCACGUGGGUUUGUUUAGAGAGUGUCUAUCAGAUGCUAGUAAAGUUGCGUUAAUAAAUCUACACGCAAGUGCUCCAUUAGGAAUUGACACAGACGAAGAAGGAACGUAUAAGUACUCCUGCCUAGGGUUGAUGCUGUCGUGUUUGCAUCGCCUUAACCUCCUGCGUGUGUCUGAUUCGUACCUACUCAUUCCGUUAAUGAGAGGUGGGGCAGGAAGUUACACGUGGAUGGGCAAAACGACCUGCACAGGAACAGAUCAUGCAGAGAAAAACCUUACCUUUAACAAGAGAGAGCAUCCGUACUCUUGGUGUCGAUCCGAAGAGGAUAAAACCCUCCUCCGUGUCCUCCACGGGAAUAGGAAGAAAAUUCCUUUUAUUCUUUGA